GCAGAUACAGACAGUGAGAGGACUGGGCAGACAGACAGAGUAGAGUGCAAAGAAGUUUGGGUUUUAAAGUGCAAGUCAGCAGUGCAGUUUGUUCAUUCACACCAGUCUCAUCAUCACUAACUAUCCUAAACAACUAGGAAAAUAAUCCAGAUUUUGACUCUUUUUUGGCUCUAGGUGCGCUGACGCGUACAUCGACCUGUUGGUUCAUUCUGGCUCGAAACUCUCAAUUCUUUGGAUAAACUCGCGCAAACUUUUGCAAAACGCCGCGAAGAAAGGCAAUGUAGAGAAGAAGGUGUGGAGAGAGCAGCCUCGGUGAGAGGGUGAUGUGACCCUGCGUAAACUCCAAUGACCAGCUCUCUCUCUCGCUCUCUCUCAAAAACACGUGAAACAGCAGCAGCGUGUCCGUGUCCAGGGCUCGAGCCAGCAUGACUAUGUCCGGCGGUCUGUCGGAUACUUGUCAGCUCAUUUUACGCGACCGCAUGGAGCCGGAGAUGUGGAAGUAGGCUACUUCAUCCAUGCUUUCUGGAGAAUAGCUGCUGCAACACGUCGGGAAGUGAAAACAAGCUACCGUGCACACUUUUGGAAAGAGCUACGAUGCGGGGCACUUUGGGCGCAUUCAUUCAGUCCUGUGCGCUACUGCUGGUCCGAGCAGACCAGUGGAGGCUGAAGGACUCCGCCAACUGCGAGCUGAACAAGAAACAAACUGACUUAAACUCCUUCCUGUGGACGAUCAAACGGGACCCUCCCUCAUAUUUCUAUGGUACAAUCCACGUUCCCUACACGCGCGUUUGGGACUUCAUCCCCGAAAACUCCAAGCAGGCCUUCCAGGAGAGCAACAUCGUCUACUUUGAGCUGGACCUGACGGACCCUUACACCAUCUCAGCCCUGACCAGCUGCCAGCUGCUCCCUCAGGGCGAGAACCUGCAGGAUGUCCUGCCCAGAGACAUCUAUCGGAGACUUAAAAGACACCUUGAGUAUGUAAAACUCAUGAUGCCUUCAUGGAUGACCCCAGAUCAGAGAGGGAAGGGACUCUAUGCGGACUACCUCUUCAACGCCAUUGCUGGGAACUGGGAGAGGAAGCGACCCGUUUGGGUGAUGCUGAUGGUGAAUUCGUUAACCGAGGCAGAUAUUAAGACACGAGGGGUGCCGGUGCUGGACUUGUACCUGGCCCAGGAGGCCGAGAGGAUGAGGAAGAGGACGGGGGCUGUCGAGAAGGUGGAGGAGCAGUGCCAUCCACUCAACGGGCUCAACUUCUCCCAGGUGAUCUUUGCCCUGAACCAGACGCUAUUACAGCAGGAGUCUUUAAGGGCAGGAAGCUUACAGAUCCCGUACACUACCGAAGACCUCAUCAGACACUACAACUGUGGAGAUCUCAACUCCAUCAUUUUCAAUCAUGACACCUCACAGGUCCCUAACUUCAAUAAUGUGACACUGCCACCCAGCGAGCAGGAGACCGCCCAGGAAAUAGACAGCUACUUUCGACAGGAACUCAUCUACAAGAGGAACGAGAGGAUGGGGAAGAGGGUCAAGGCACUACUAGAGGAACACCCUGACAAGAGCUUCUUCUUCGCCUUCGGAGCAGGUCACUUUCUCGGCAACAGUACAGUCAUUGAUGUCCUUCGUCGCCAGGGAUACGAGGUGGAGCACACCCCUGCUGGGCAGCCGGUAAACAGGAGAUCAUCAUCCAGACCUGACUCGCCAGGGUCAGGAGACCAUGAUGAGUCCCCUCUUUUGGAGCCUUUCCUCCACGAGCUCCCCUACAAAGAGGACGAUCAGGGGCGUCCCCUGGAGGACGAUCUGUUACCCCACAUGCUUCUGCCACCGGAACUGCUGGAGAAAGCAGAGAGGAAAAUGCUGAAGAAAAAGAGGAGGAACAAGCCGAAGAAACAGCGGCACCGGCAUUUUAAUGACCUGUGGGUUCGCAUGGAGGAGAGCACUAUGGUCCAGUCUCCACCUCCCCCGCUGGUUCGCAUCAUCAAUGGUUACAUCACAGUGCAGCCACCUGACAGAGUUCACAGCCACUACAACUACCAACCCACAUCUUCGGCGUCGACCACCUCCCUGUCCUUACCAUCUAUUCAUGUCUUCCUCUGCACAUUGCUUACAGUGAUCCCACAGACCUGGACUGCAUUCCUCUAGUGGAGCAUUCGUUGGGACUCUAUAAAAACAGUCAGCCUUCAUGAGUAUAAACUCUCACAUGUGGUGGUUUCAUGUAUCAGCUCAUGUAAAGCGAGGUCUGAUCAUGUAUCAUAAGACCUAGAGGAGGCCUCAAAAGUGUGGUGACUCUCAGAGACUGUUCACGAAAAAAAGCAUGGAGAAAGGAUGUGAAAUCAGCUCUAGCUGUCGGGUAACAGUACACUCCAUGGAUGUUAAGUUAGAUAAAGUUUGUGUUGAAUGGUAAAUAAUGUCAAUAGAGCAUGUCUCUUACAAAUUGAGGCCUUGAUGAGCAUGUAAGUUUAUAUAACGUUAGGUUUCUUGGAACAUAAAGGUUUCAUAAGGUUUCAGUUAUUUUACACACACACACACACACACACACACACACACACAGCAGGAACGGGUACACAGAACGCAGCCGAAAGACAAAGCGAAAGCUCACAAACAGGAUGUGUUAUCGGACAUCUCUCUGACAUUACACAACAUGUCAGUUCCCUUAGUGUUACAAUAGACACUCAACAUUCAAACCUAUGAGGAUAUGAGAUCUUACUGAAGCGACUGUUCAGUGAAUGAACACGAGAACAUGGCUGAAACUAUUGCUGAAUAUCAAAUACCUUCAAUAAGUACAACUAGAACCAUAUGUCCUUUGUGUGUAUGCGUGUGUGUGUGUGUGUGUGUGUGUGUGUGUGUGUGUGUGUGUGUGUGUGUGUGUGUGUGUGUGUGUGUGUGUGUGUGUGUGUGUGUGUGUGUGUGUGUGUGUGUGUGUGUGUGUGCGUGCGUGCGUGCGUGCGUGCGUGCGUGCGCGCGCGCGCGAGACAGAGACAAACAAAGUCUAUCAGCUCUUAAACCCCCUUGGCCUUACAAACAGAGGUUUUCUCUUCAGACUGUAUAUUAUUCUUCCAUUUUAGAAGAAUUUGUUUAAUGUUGCAUAAAUGUGGGGGGGGGGGGGGGGAUUGUACAUAUUGUUUCUAAAUAUUAUAGAUGUAUUUUAGAAUUAUAAAAAAUUUAAAAUUAUCAAAAGUGUUGUUGUUUAUAUAAAUAUAUAAAUAGAUAUGCAGUAUAUUUUUGAAAAGAAAAUCAGGAACUAACCACCAUAGCCCGUGUCAUGUGUCUCACUGAAAUGACAUUUUUGGAAGGGACAUAUGAUUGUAUUGUACUUUAUGUGUAUCAGUGUUAUCACUUGCUUUGUUGUAUGUGUCUGCUGAAAGGAUUCUCCUUACGUAUGUAUGUGUUUUUUCACAUAGAGAUCAUUUGUUUAAUUUAUUUAACUUUUAUAGUUUUGCUGUAGGCCAUAUGAAACAUCCACAUUUUUUGCAGUCACCAUGAUUUCCAAAUGUGUUAUUUCAAAUGUGUUCAAGUAUGAUUUCAAAUGCAUAUGAUGGUCAUAAUAAUAAUAAUAAUUCAGUUUUAAAUACAUAAGGCUGUAUACA
Messenger RNA from Sander lucioperca (pikeperch), 3584 nucleotides. RefSeq names its product TraB domain containing 2A (gene trabd2a). Lineage: Eukaryota; Metazoa; Chordata; Actinopteri; Perciformes; Percidae. Bases 595 to 2139 code for a protein of 514 amino acids. The record is from RefSeq and is a predicted model, not a curated record. The transcript has 7 exons. Gene Ontology annotation, molecular function: metalloendopeptidase activity. Gene Ontology annotation, biological process: negative regulation of Wnt signaling pathway. Gene Ontology annotation, cellular component: membrane.